AUGCUACAGGAAGAGAAUGAGCCUGAGAUGACUUCUCUCAAGAAAAAACUUGAAGUCCACAUGGCAAGGGAUGAGUUACUACAGAAGGAAAACCAGGAACUCAGAGAAGAAGUAGGCCGUUUAAAGUCACAGAUAAUUUCACUUAAAGCGCACAACUUGGAGAGGAAAUCCGUUCUAUGGAAGAAGAUACAGAAAUCCAUUGAUGACAACAAGAAUUCAGAACCACAUCAACUGAAAGCACCACCAGUUCAGGUAAUCACAUCUGAUAAGAUUUCAGAAAGUGUAGAUAUACAUGCAAAUCGAGAUUUCCAAGACUCAGCACCUAGAAAAGACAAACCAGCAAUAGUUCCAGCUCCUCCACCAAGACCUUCUGCCACCCUCCUUCUUCCUUUGCAUAAAAAAGAGAAAGGACUUAAAGUGCAGCCAACAAUAGCACCACCACCACCUCCUACACCACCAAAAUUAUCACUAGUUGGGCUAAAAGCGGUGCGCCGUGUGCCGGAAGUAAUAGAAUUGUAUCGUUCCCUUACACGAAAGGAUGCUAACAUGGAAAACAAAAUACAUUCCAAUGGGAUUCCCACAGUAGCUUUCAGCAGAAACAUGAUUGAGGAAAUUGAAAACCGCUCAACUUAUCUCUCAGCUAUAAAAUCAGAAGUUCAAAGACAAGGGGAGUUCAUCAGUUUCUUAAUUAAGGAAGUAGAGUCUGCCUCAUUUGCAGACGUUUCUGAGGUGGAAGAAUUUGUGAAAUGGCUAGAUGGGGAACUAUCUUCAUUGGUGGAUGAGAGGUCGGUGCUAAAACAUUUUCCUCAGUGGCCAGAACAAAAAGUAGAUGCACUCAGGGAAGCAGCUUGUAACUACAGAGAUCUGAAGAACCUUGAAUCUGAAGUUUCAUCCUAUGAGGACAAUCCCAAAGAGCCAUUGGCUCAGACUUUGAGAAAGAUACAAGCACUGCAAGACAGGUUGGAGAGAAGUGUGAGUGCUAAAGAGAGGAUGAGGGAGAGUAUUAGCAAGCGAUACAGAAAUUUCCAUAUCCCUUGGGAGUGGAUGUUGGACUCAGGCAUUAUUGGUCAGAUGAAGAUGAGUUCAUUGAGACUGGCAAAGGAAUUCAUGAAACGGAUAACCAAAGAAUUGGAGUCAAAUGAACUUUUGCAGGAAGAUAACCUCUUUGUACAAGGAGUUAAGUUUGCAUUCAGAGUACACCAGUUUGCAGGUGGCUUUGAUCCGGAGACCAUACAAGCAUUUCAAGAAUUGAAGAAGACUGGUUGUGCUAUUCCAAGCUAUGAUAAUCUGAUUAAAUGCCCCAAACAUGUUAAAACUUGCCACAAACCUGUAUCUUAA
Molecule: messenger RNA, 1338 nt
Organism: Sphenostylis stenocarpa
Lineage: Eukaryota; Viridiplantae; Streptophyta; Magnoliopsida; Fabales; Fabaceae
Source: the annotation of a GenBank genome assembly